AUGGCCGCGAGGCGUCGACUAUCAAUUCGCUUCGUACCCAGCCGUGUCCUGCUGCGACAGCAGAGGCAGCAGCGCAUUCGGGAGGAUAAGAUCAGACACAAUCGGAUGGUCGAGGAGCACGCGCGGGCCGCGCGCCACUUUGCACUGCACGAGGUGCAUGCGCUUGGUGCGCUUCGACUUCCUUGCAGUCUCUUGGACAAGGCUGUCUUGAGCAAGGUCGACGACGGAGAUCUGCCUGACGAUGACUGCAAGGACCGAGAGCUUCAACGCUACGACCCCAACCCAUCUCGCAUCCACGUUCAAGACAUUGAAGUCAACCAGCAGUAUCGCCAGAGCCAUCAUGACGACAACGAUAGCGACGACGACGUAGACGUUGUGCCGUCUUGGUAUCUCAGCGACAGGCAGAGAUUCGAGCUCAUCGAGAGGCAACGCGAUCUGGAACACGAUCUCGAGCUCGGCCAUGCCGCUGCGUCGAGAGACGCUUUCUCUCCACGGGACUUGAAGCCGAUCAUCGAUGCGGAUCUGGUGCAACGCUUUGAGCAGGACUUAUCCGUCGCAAGAAUUUCUGCCCCUUACCGAGCUCCGUCCGAAGCUCACGAUGCCGGCACUACAUAUCGCAUGGCUUGCAUGCUCCGAGCCCUGGACGAAGAAAGCCGGCGGAUCGAAGAGACCAAGCGCACUGAAAAGCAAGACCAGAACCCCUUCAAGAAACGCAGAGGCGCUAACACCUAA
Molecule: messenger RNA, 732 nt
Organism: Sporisorium graminicola
Lineage: Eukaryota; Fungi; Basidiomycota; Ustilaginomycetes; Ustilaginales; Ustilaginaceae
Exons: 1
Coding region: 1-732 (243 amino acids)
Source: RefSeq, a predicted model, not a curated record